AUGUGGCUUCGAAACUUUUAUGCGCCUAAACACCCUCAUAUCCAUCCCUACUCGGCCAUCAAAAAAACUCAUUUGAAGCACCGUUCUUGCUUUCAUAUUUCUGACAUUGGUUGUGAAAUUAUUCUAUUACCAAGUAUGAAGACCCGAUCACAGUCCGCCAAAAUAUCUCUAUCUCAACUUCCAGUCGAGAUUAAAAGGCUCAUCGUUGAACAAACUGCACUUGUGACAGAGAGAGUAUACUCCGAGAGUCAGAAAUUCUUGAAGCUUGCCAUGGUAGAUCGAAGCUUUCAUAAGCUUUGCAGUCCGACUAAUUGGAAGGAGCUCGACCUGCGAUGCUCUGGCAAAUCUAACCUUGACGGUCUGAUCAAUGAAAUUCUGCAUCGUCAAGCAAACCAUGUACAAUCAAUUAUUAUGGGACUCCAUCCCGACGGGGUUCCAAACCAGAAAAAUUUCGCGAGCGAUUCAGAAAAAAUCGAUAGCUCGAGCGACUCAAUAUCAAGUGGCAGUGAGAAGGAAUUCCCUGCAGAAGAAUUACGUUACAUCUUGGAAAUUUGCACUAACUUGACCAAGUUGGAGAUACGCUAUGAACCGACUUCCCUCGAUGAGUUUGGAAACUUUAUCAUCGACCCUUUGCGCCCGAUAACGAUGAUGACGCCCUUGAUAUCUCAACUUUCCAAUUUAACUCAUAUCAAGCUAGACAACUACAACGACGAUAAUACUCACUCCAGCGAGGAGUCCUUGGUCAAAUUAAUUGAAAAAAUGGUGCAUCUGGUUUACAUUCGCGUGGAUUUCAUUAAGGCCUCCUUUCCAACUUGCGAUUUCUGCGAGUGUCCACAAUCCGUUCAACCCUCUGUGUCGCCACUUGGUGUUCACUUGGCUUCACUACCAUCUCUUAAAUUCAUCGUAUUCUUUCAUGCCGAUUGCUUUAAUUUGGACUGGAGCAAACUCGAUUGGAAAGGGGAACUUGAAGAAUUGACACUGCACUAUUGCUUCAAGGUUUCUUUACGCGCCCUGCAUGCUUUUUGCAGCCUCUUUGAGAAUAGUCUGGUUAAGCUUUCCCUCUACUAUGUUCCGGUCAGCUUCUCAGACGACAAUCUCGCCCACAUCCUACCCGAAUCGGAGCGAAAAUUACUGUUUCGUCUGUCAAAGCUACAGCAGCUAUCUAUUUUCAACGGUUAUCCAAUCGAAUUGCUCAAAUUGUUCCGAGAGGCUUCCAACCUCAAGCAAAUCAGUGUGAAAAAUGUUGGCGAAAUGUGCUUAGAACCUCUGAAAAACCUGAUGGAUCACGAGGAUCCGAUUUGGAGUCGAUUGAAAUCGUUUGUGUUUUGCGAGGACAGGGAUUUUGAAACUGUUGAAUUGCGCACACCUGAGGAAAUUUCAGACUUCAUAGCUCAUGGUGCCAAAGCCGGUAUCAAGGUGGAAUACGGCUUGGUGGGCAACGAGAGGCACCAAUGUUGGUCAAAUGACGGGGAAGACGCAUGGAGGUUUAAAGAGGAGAUAGAGGAAAGGAAAAAACACGUGUGA
Puccinia graminis f. sp. tritici CRL 75-36-700-3 is the source of this 1524-nucleotide messenger RNA. RefSeq lists its product as uncharacterized. NCBI's taxonomy places the organism in Eukaryota, Fungi, Basidiomycota, Pucciniomycetes, Pucciniales, Pucciniaceae. The transcript is spliced from 3 exons. The record is from RefSeq and is a predicted model, not a curated record. The coding region runs from base 1 to 1524 and encodes 507 amino acids.